AUGGCAUUGGCUACACGAGCAAUCAAAGUACGUGUGAGAGGCCAAAAGCUCCAAAUACCCUUCGAAGCCAACAUCUUGAAAAUAAUCUUCACUCACCAAUACCUACAUUAUGUAGACGAUGGAACCACAGCGGGAACUAUCCAAGUCACCGACACAACCCCUUCUGUCCUUUACAUUCACCCUAGAGAAGCCAUAACCCUUCCUCAUCUCCUCAAACCCCAUCUCUCCCAAGCACCCUCGUUUGACGACGAUGUUCUUCACGAUGACGAGUUGGAUUUCUUAGUCCAAUGCGUGGCUUCAAGGGUACGUGCGUUGACAGCUUCCGCAGAUUGUUUCGAGAGUUUUUUCUUCUUGGUCGAUGUGGUACUUGUUUGUUCUGAACCCGAGGAGGAUGAGGAGGAGAAGGCAGCGAAAGGAGCAUCGGAUUCUGCGCUGUUGAAAUUAAAGAAAGAGAGAUUUGAUGGUGGUGAUGGUGUGUGUUGUGUUUGUUUGGGUGAGUUUUUAGCGUCAGUAUCGGUCGCUCGCAUGCCAUGCAACCAUGUGUUCCAUGAUUGUUGCAUACUACGUUGGUUGCAACGAGCUGAUACUUGUCCAAUAUGCCGUCAACAACUCUUGUCGGAUUAA
Messenger RNA from Tripterygium wilfordii, 624 nucleotides. RefSeq names its product RING-H2 finger protein ATL77-like. The transcript has a single exon. NCBI's taxonomy places the organism in Eukaryota, Viridiplantae, Streptophyta, Magnoliopsida, Celastrales, Celastraceae. Bases 1 to 624 code for a protein of 207 amino acids. The record is from RefSeq and is a predicted model, not a curated record.